Molecule: messenger RNA, 1695 nt
Organism: Stomoxys calcitrans (stable fly)
Lineage: Eukaryota; Metazoa; Arthropoda; Insecta; Diptera; Muscidae
Product: probable cytochrome P450 9f2
Exons: 4
Coding region: 63-1601 (512 amino acids)
Molecular function (GO): monooxygenase activity; heme binding; iron ion binding
Source: RefSeq, a predicted model, not a curated record
UGUUCAGUAAACACACGGCAAUAAGAAAGCGGAAAAUUUCUCGUAAAUUUAAUUGAGGCAAAAUGCUCUUGGAGUUCUUAGUAUUACUGACAAUUGGAACAUUGCUCUUCUAUCGUUGGGCUACAAAAAAUUACGAAUUUUUUCUAAAACGUAAUAUAGCCCAUGACAAACCAUUCUUCCUUUUGGGUAGUUUCAAAGACAUGAUGUUGAGAAGGAGAAACAUUCUCGAAAUGGUUUGUGACAUUCAUCAAAGGCAUAAUGGCAUUGUCUAUGGUAUAUUCGAUAAUCGUGAUCCGGUUCUAUUGAUACGCGAACCAGAACUCAUCAAACGCAUUUUGAUCAAAGAUCAUGAGCAUUUCUUUAACCGUCGCAGAUUUCUGGUGGGAGGUCAGGAGAAUAUCAUAGCCAACACUAUAAUUAUGAUGGAAAAUGAUAGAUGGCGUGACAUGAGGAGUACCCUAAGUCCCGCCUUUACCGGCAGCAAAAUGAGACAAAUGUUUCAGCUAACACUGCAAUGUGUAGAUGAGGCCAUGUCCUAUUUGAGGGAGCAACAUGUCAAUGCUGGUGCAGAAGGCUUUGAGUUGGAUGUGAAAGAUUUCACUACACGUCUGACCAAUGACAUUAUAGCCUCGACGGCAUUUGGUUUGCAAAUCAAUUCAUAUCGUGAUAGGGAUAAUGAGUUUUAUAGCAAAGCGCUAAAGGCUGUCAACUUUUCUACACUGCAAUAUAUGAAAAUUCUUUUCAUGAUGUUAAUGCCGAAGGUGGCAGAGUUUUUUAAAUUUGAAUUUUUCGAUCGAUCCUACACUGACUAUUUUAUGCGUUUGGUUUUGGAUGCCAUGAAAUAUCGCCAGGAGCACAACAUACAUCGUCCCGAUAUGAUCAAUCUCUUGAUGGAGGCCAGAGGCAUGAUACCUUCCGAGGCAGCGAAAACACAUUUUCGCCAAUGGUCUGAUAUGGAGGUGGUGGCUCAAUGUUUCAUAUUUUUUCUAGCCGGUUUUGAUACCUCUUCGUCGGUGAUGAAUUUUGCUGCCCAUGAAUUAAUGGAAAAUCCCCAAAUACAACAAAGACUCUACGAAGAAAUCUCUAGGGAAGAUGAAGAGUUGGAGGGGAAAUCCAUAACCUAUGAGGCAUUGCAGAGAAUGCCUUACCUGGAUAUGGUGGUCUCCGAAGUAUUGAGAAAAUGGCCUGUUGCCUUGGCCGUGGAUCGUGUGUGUAACAAGGACUAUGAAUAUGAGUCUCAGGCAACAGGAGAACGCAUUGAAAUCAAAAAAGGCGAUAUGAUACGUGUUGCCAUGGCUGGCAUACAAAGAGAUGCAAAAUAUUAUGAAAAUCCAGAAAUGUUUAAUCCCGAACGCUUUAGCGCUGAGAACAAAUCACAUAUUCAUGCUGGGAUUUAUAUGCCAUUUGGUCUGGGUCCCAGAAAUUGCAUUGGAAAUCGUUUUGCCCUGCUGGAGAUUAAGGCAUUUCUUUAUUAUGUGCUGCGCGAUUAUCGCUUAGAGGCUUCUGCAAAAACCUGCACACCCUUGGAACUGGAUAAGAGCACUCUCCAACUUCGACCUAAGAAUGGUUUUUGGUUGCAACUAAAACCCAGAUUUGCUUAGAAUUGUAUUGUGAAUAAUCAAUAAAGGGACUCAUAUUCUAAAAUAAAUAAAAUUAAGAGAUGUUACAAAUUUUGAAGAACUAUUUUUAAGGAAA